AAAAUUAAUAGUAUACUUAAACUUGCGCGAGAUAAUAGUUGGAAAACAUCAUUAUCUUUCUAUUUUUACUUCAAUAACAAUAAUUUAUGCUAAUGAGGUAGCAAGUGCGCUUUAUUUUCUGUGACGUCAUUAAUUAGUGUCUAAAUAUAUCGUAUUGUAGGGGGUACAUGUAUAAUCUGAAAUAACAAAUAUAAAACUCAAUAAAAGAUGAAAUGGAGGAUGUAAAAGUGAGGAAAUUUGGGCCUACGUGUGGAAAACAUGGCUCCAGUACCUUUUUUAAAGCAUUUAAAUACAAAAAGGAUGGGAAAAGUAAAAUUAUUAGUCUGGGACAGUUUUUCUUUAUGAAGAUACUUGACUCCAUCCCGAUUUGCAUAGCCGAACUCCAGCUUGUAUGGGAAGAAAAACACUCGUCCUCAGAUUUAGCGAGUGUGAGACUAUAUUUUCUACCAGAAUGUACCCCCGAUGGUCGACAACCCAACCACGGAGAGGAUGAAGUCCUUGCCUACUAUGAAAAGAUUGUGCUGAAGCUGAGUGACCUAGCCUCGUUGAUCGUCCAUGAUGUGUCAUGGAGCGAGGGUCGUGCGGCUUUUAUGGGCUUGGACUAUCCAAUGCAGCCAGGUCACAAGGAGCUGGCUGAGGCGUUUGGGAUGAACAGUUUUGGGCUUGAUAAUCGUGACAUUGAGAAAGAAAAAAUCGCAACAGAGGGCAAGCAGCCGAUAGACUCAGACUGUUCCCCGGACAUCAUCGUCAUGACGUAUUCCCGCUACUGCCGAUACCGCUGCAUGCUGAAACGUCUCGAAGGCUGCGAGGAUAAGUGGCUAAAAAAUGCCCUCGUGUGCGCGAUCGGGGGGUUUGCUGCGCAAAAGGAGAACAACCGGGUGUACUUCUGCAAAGACAUCUUUGAACAUGCAGACCUGGAUGAUUUUGAACUCAGAUGUGACCACUUAGCCCCCAACCUGAAGGGCCGCCCCAGGGGUCGCCGUAAGAGUUCUGUACGUCGUGAGGGGGGAGGAGAAUCAGAAGAAGAGAAUAGCAGUUGUUCUUCGAGCUUCUCCUCAAAUAUGGACACAGCUAACAAGAUACGGACUGGUUCCCGAGCCACACCUUUGCGGAAUGGUUUCCGUAUUGACAAGAUCAAGGUCAGCAAAGAUGAACAGGCAUUCUUAAUCGACCUGCACCAGUUUAUGAAGAGACGGAACACCGCGAUUGGUCGGAUACCCAGUCUUGGCUUCAAGCAAAUUGAUCUGUUCCAGUUCUACAGCCUCGCUGAGGACAUUGGGGGUUAUGAACAGAUCUCAAACAAGCGCAUGUGGAAACAUUUGUAUGACAAACUGGGUGGUAACCCAGGCUUUACGAGUGCAGCAACUUGCACACGUCGCCACUACGAAAAGCUACUGUUGCCAUAUGAGAGGUAUAGGAAUGAGAUAGAGGGUAGAACACUUGCUCCAGUGAAGAGGAAGAAACUGAAGCCAGACAUAUUGGCAGGGGCACAUAGAUACGACAUCAUGGGAGAUAACUCAAGGAUGGAGAAAAAGGCGUUGAAUAUUGCACCAGCGCCAUCACUGAAAGACAUGAAGGCAGGUCAUACAGGACAAAAAAUGUCAGCAGACGCCAUCUCUAUUCUCUCUAAAGCAGGUCACACAGGACACAAGUUGUUUGCAGACGAUAUCUCUAAGCUCUCUGACAGGGCUCUCAUCAUUAAACAGGAAAUUGAGAAAAUGAAAAUGAGAAAGGACGCUAAGAAACAAGCCAGCCAGCUUGAAAAUAAUGCAAAGAAAUUCGCAGAAAAAACUCCACCUAUGUCAGAAAGCUCUACAACAGUGUCCAAUAAAUCUGUAGUUUCCACUUCAUCCUCAAUUGAUAAUGUGACUGUUUUAGAGGCACCCACUAUUUCAACUAGCAAUACCCCAAUAAGCAUUAAAGAGGUCAAGGUCGUUGUUAAUAAUAUAAGCUGUACUACACCAGUAAUACAUGUAAGCAGUAAAGUUGAAACGAAGGAUACAGGUUCAGCAUUAAAUGAAGCUAGUAAUAACGUCCUCCCAGAUCAGCAGAGGAAGAAACUUCAAGAAAAGGGGAGGAAACCAUUCACAGCCCAGAAAACAGUGAGAGAACUCUUACACCAGAAUGGAAUUGAACCUAAGGACACAAAUACCUCAAGGUUGGACAUGGAACACAAAGAAAAUAAACUUAGAGCAAGCAACAAUGUCCCUGAGAGAAGGAUCUUAGAAUCGAAUACUUCUAACAUUGGUGUUAAGAGUGAGCCAAGCAGUGGAGUGGCAAAUAAUGUCUUCUCUACUUCAUCCUCAUUUCAGUCAGACAUAAAGCCCCUCCCGGCAACGUUAUUGCCUGUCCCAAACCAGGCACGCCCAAUGUUUUACCCCCAGAUUUUACCAGUGGGUGGGGCAAUGUCACCCAUGGGAAUGCCGUUCAUGAUUCCAUCAUUUAAUUAUCAGCCAAUCAGUGCUUCCAUACAGUCUCUGCCUGCAAAUGUAAGAAAUCCUGUUAGCAUCAAAGAGGAACAGCCACUGACUGCGUUAAACAAAAUGGCCGCCAGUGCUAGCCAUAAUAGUUCAGUAAGUUCAGGGAAGAGUGCAAUGUCUAAUACCGUCAGCCGACCCAUGAUUUCACCGCCAUCUGCUCACACAUUCAGCGUCAAGACAUCAUCGAGUGCUCUAAGCCCAUUUCCCCAACGACCAAUCACACCAGCUCAUACAAACAACAACAAAAGACAAUAUCCUCCUUCUGAUUCAAACAAAAACUUUUCUCAUCCAAUGGGUAAUUCCAGUUCAGUGCUUGGACAUGAAAGUGAUGUAAAACGUCAAAAAUUGCAUGGAUCUCAAAGCAACAUUUAUUCAUCUCCUUCAUCUUCAGGCAAUCUUGAUGCACCGGUUCUUGACCUUAGCAUGAAGACAAUGAAAGCUCAAGAAGCUAAACAUCACAGAGGGGAAUCUUUGUUAUUUGACGCAAGUUUCACUCGAGAAGGGAACUUUAUUCCCAAAUCUGAACCAUAUGAUGCUCCCCAAGAUCUCUCAAAGAAAUCUCAAUUUAACCCAAUGGAGAAUGUAGGGGAAAGAAAUUUAUCUUGCCACAAGAAUGUUCCUUUAAAUGUGCCACAUCCCCACUCUAUGCCAUACAUCAAAAAAGAAGAACCAUCUCCAGUUAACCCUGAGACAUCAGAAUCCAUGACACCCCAGAUCGGCAGCAAACUGUUCCCAGGCAUGACCAGCAUGGCCGGCCUACCUAUGGAUCCUUCGGCCAUGUUUCACCCGGCGUUCCCGCAACAAAUGCUCAUGGGGGGGCUGGGCUUGCCGGGGAUGAGUGGAGGAAUCCCAGGGAUGGGAGGACUGUUCCCCACCCCCCUCCAGCUUCAACAGAUGAUACAGGGUCAAGUUGCGGGCAUGGGAGGCUUUCCAUUUUUGCGCCCAGAUUUUCUACAAGGCCCCGUUAUGUUUCCGGGGAUGAAUCCUGGAAUGUUUACGUCUGUUGCGCCCUCUGUUAUUAAGUCAAAUCCCAGUGGAUCAACAGCUGGCAAAAGAUAGAUUUGAAUGGAUUCUGUGGAUUAUUUCACUUAUAAUAAUAUUAUUUCAGUGUUUAUUUUAUCAUUUAUCAUUUAUAAUACUAGCAUAAUUGACAUUCAAACACUGGAAAGAGUGAAACUUAUUUGAAAGUACCUGUUUAUGGACAAAAAAUGUGCUUAUUAGAAUUAAGUUCUGCUUAAGAUGAGAUAGGAAUUGCGUCAAGAAUGUCGAAAUAGUUCAUUUUGUUUAUAAUCAUUAACCUAUUUUAUCUAUUGUAUUGUUUUGCUCAAGGGUAUUUACCAUUGUCAAUAAGCAUUAUUAACCCAUUAAUUUACAGCAUCGAUUUAAAUGACAUUUGAAAAUAUUGGCCUCGAAUUAUCGAUGAGCGUAACAUAUGUUACUCUUUAAAUCAAAACUGCUCAGUUUUCAUAAUAAUGGUAAAUUGUUUGACUGCUCACAUAAGGCAAAGAUUAAACUUGUUGCCUCCUCAUUGGGCGAAUUGUUCAGAACUUUGUUAAAGUUGAAGACAUGAUCAACAAGGACAUUGAUGUUAACUUUGAAACAUGAACUAUUUGAAUAUGUGCUAUCUUAUUUAAAUAUAAACAAGUUUAUGAAACAGUUGUUUCAAUUCUUCUUAGAUGUAAGUAAAGUAAACAACAAUGACUGUAACAACAUUGUUUACUUGAACAAAGUUCUGAAAUAUCAGCCCAUAGUUUGCUAAUUUUCUUUCAGCCAUACCAAAUCGUUUCUAUGUUUAGCAUUGGGGAUGAAUAGAAUUUGGGCUUCCCAAUCAAAAAACAAAAACAUUUUAUAUGAUCGACGAGCUUGUCGAAUAUAUUUUAAAUUUCCUUUUCCUAUAAAUCUGACUACAGAACACAAGUGUAAACAACAUGUUUCAUAGUUUGUACUAGACAAGUGUUCUUGGCAUUUGAUAUCAAAACAUGAUGCAUUCUGUUAGAUUUCCAUGAUCAACGCACUUAAAUACAAGUUUUAUUCAAACUCAUUUUGCAGUUUAAAUCUAUCUUAUAAUUGAGAAUCGUCCAGAAUGGCCGAAGGAGACUCUGGUGUCUAUAUUCUACAUAUGAUAUCACUCAUUAAGUAUUCAGGGUAUUUCAGGGGCUCAUUCGGGGUUUUUUCAGGAUAGCUAGAUAGGUUUGGCAACAAACAUAACAACAAUUUGGUAUGGUCUAACUAAUAUUGUAUGAGUACAUAAAUUGAACAUUUUAAACAGCUCUUGUUACGUUUCAAUAUGGUCCAAAAUUAAUGGACUUUUGCUGUGACCAGGUAACAAAGGAGAAAAAAAUUUGGCACUUAAUAUAUCUAUUUUUAAAUUGUGUAUUUGAUAUAUUUAACAAAAGUGCUAUAUAUUUAUUCAUAAUAUAUUGGCAAUCAGAAAAGAUAAUCAACUGAGUGUUGUUGAUUUAAUGAACCUAUGUGAGAAUAAUUUCAUUAUUUAUGUUUUAAUUUAUUCAUGUCUUUGCAUAAAUUCAAUUAUUAUUGUUAAUGAAUAUUAUUCUACUUUCAAUUUCUGUUAUUAUAUUUUUUGCUGAAUUGUUUAGCUUGUCUGUUUAUAGAAGAAAAAAGUGGAGGUGUGGUCAUGAUCUUAGUGUCGUUGUCAUCGACAACGUGCAAUAACCUGAACUUUGGCCAUGACUCAAAAAAAAUAUUAAGAUAUUUAAAUGAAACUUGGUGCACAUGUUGUUGGAGACAAUACACACAUGCACAACAUGAUCUUAGUGUCAUUGUCAUCGUCAGUGUGCAAUAAUCUGAACUUUGGCAAAGACUCAAAAAAUAAAUUAAGAUAUUUAAAUGAAGCUUGGUACACAUGUUGGCCAGGACAAUACACACAUGCACAGCUUGGUUCUAAUGUCGUUGUCAUCGUCAGCAUGCAAUAACCUAAACUUUUGCCAUGACUCAAAAAAUGUAUUAAGAUAUUUAAAUGAAACUUGGUACACAUGUUGUCCGAGAUAAUACACACAUGCACAGCAUGGCUUCAAUAACUGUUCAGUUAUGCCACUGUUUUGACUGAAAAAUAACAGAUGAGCGUUGGCAUAUGCUCUGCGGCGCUCUUGCUUGUAUUUGCAUAUGACCUUAACCUUGAUGUCGUUGGCAGUGACAUUGUGUAAGGACUUUAAUCUUUAAAAUAAAAGAUGAUAUAUGAUAUUAAGAUGAAUCGUCGACACAAGUUUUAAGAAUCAAUAUGCCUGGAAACCUUCAUUCUCAUAUGUCUUGAAAACCAUAUUAAUUGCUGUUUGUUUAUUUUUGCCAGUGUUCAAUUUAACAUUUACUGGUUUGUCACUUACUAUCUAGUCAAUUUUAGCCUGUGUUCUAUGUUGAAACUAAAUGUAUGUCGUAUCACAAUCAUUGCAUUAUUUCCAAAGGCCUAAAGAAAAUAUCUGGGUUUAGGGCAACGGUCUCAAAUUUCUAGGCAGGGUAGCGAUAAAGUUUUCUUUCUUUUUUCUUUUUUUAAGUCCAGUCAAAAUAGCAAAGCAAGUCGGGAAUGCUUUCUAUGACAUUUCGGUAUAUUGAGAAUGUAAUAAUUAAUGCUUAGUGUUUUUAAUUAUAAUCAACAUGAAUGGUCAACAAUGAUUAAAAAUUGGAAAUUCAGAUUUUUUAUCAAGGGUCGAAAACAAACUUUUGGGUUGAGGGGUUUUGCCAGGUCGGGUCAGGUUGUUCUAAACACAGUUUAUUAUGUUUUAGGCCAAGUUUAUAUAUCUAUACUUGAAUUUUUAAGGAUUUGAUCAUUAUUAAAAUAGAGAGAUAGCGAAACCCUUUUUGUUGAUAUAUGUGUGUGGAGGGACUACUUUUUCAUUGCCACAUUAUUUUGCAAACAACUUAAAAACAAAGUAAUUAAUGUACAUGUAGCAUAACCUAAAAGAGGCACUUGUAUCCUGUGAAGUUUGAUAAUUACUAGAAUACUCAAUCAUUUUUUUUUUUUUACAAUUGUUCGGAAAUCAACCACUGAUUUCUUUGAACUUACAGAGCGUGGAUUUCGCUUACUCAUUUAUGCUUUCAAAGUUUUUUGAUGAACAUGCAAAAUAAUAUUAUAAAUUUACACUUCAAAAUAAUGAUAAACAUUUUAAUAUUGAAGUGUAUGCAAGUAAAUUAUUGAUUGAUUAUUGUUUAGAUAUAUUCUAUUCAUGUAAAAACUAUUUCUUUGUUAUGGCAAAUAUUUUAUUUCUGUUUUGGGUAAUUUCUUAUUAUUAUGCUGAAAGACUGUGGUCAUUGUGUCUUACAACUUGCAACUUACAUCUUGCUUACAUGGCAAGACAUUUUAAAGGUUCUAAAAUAUCUUAAAUUGAUAAAGCCUAGUUAACUGUGUUAAAAUAUUUUCCAUAAUUCCAUAUACAAUCUUAAUACCAUUCAUAAAUUUUGAAGAUUCAGUAUUUAAAAUGAAAAUGAUUAUAAAAAAAAAUACAUUGAUUUUAAAGCCGCACUCUCACAGAUUUACCAUUUGGAGUAAUUACUUAUUUUUUGUCUUCGAAUGAGUGAAUUUUUGCAUAAAAAUCUAAAAACAAGUGAUAUAAGACUGCUGACUAAAGAUCAGAUCUGAAUUUUUCAUAUUUCCAUUCGAAAACUUACGUUUUAUGGCUAAAAGCAAUGGUAAGGCUUUCAGAAAAAUGCAUUACACACCAUUUAUUUUUAACAUAAAUAUGCAAACUUGCAAUCUGAUUUUUUGUCAGCAGUCUUAUAUCCAUGCAUUUUUCGUAAAAAUUGUCUUGACAAAAAAAAAAAGUUGUCAAAACUUCCAGUCUGUGAGAGUGCAGCUUUAAUUUUUGAAUCUUGCGCAUUUAGUUAUUUUGACAAUAUUUUACUUCACAAUAGCUUUCAUGUUUCUUGAAUUUUUCAUGAAAAGAACUGUAAAAUAAAAUAUGUGAAUCUUAAUAUUUGUUUUCUCGUCUGGGAUAUUGUUAAAUGUUGAUAGAAUAUGGUAAUGUUGUAAAAAUGAUAACUUAGUUUUUUGUCCAAUAUAUAACUUUUAUAAUUGUUAUUUUCAUGUUCAUAAAUUUGUACAAGGUGUUAUCAAUGUUUAAUAUUAAUGAUAUGGUCAUACUUGUAUUAAAAGGUAA
Mya arenaria is the source of this 7588-nucleotide messenger RNA. Its product is annotated as AT-rich interactive domain-containing protein 5B-like. Bases 213 to 3539 code for a protein of 1108 amino acids. Gene Ontology annotation, cellular component: nucleus. Gene Ontology annotation, biological process: regulation of transcription by RNA polymerase II. The transcript is spliced from 13 exons. Gene Ontology annotation, molecular function: transcription cis-regulatory region binding. The record is from RefSeq and is a predicted model, not a curated record. NCBI's taxonomy places the organism in Eukaryota, Metazoa, Mollusca, Bivalvia, Myida, Myidae.